This is a messenger RNA of Trichobilharzia regenti, 1063 nucleotides long. The record is from the annotation of a GenBank genome assembly. Lineage: Eukaryota; Metazoa; Platyhelminthes; Trematoda; Strigeidida; Schistosomatidae.
UAAUUUGGAUAUUUUUUUCUCGUUUGGACAUGAUAUGAGUUCUGAACAGCAACUUAUUGUGCCUGAUUCUAGUUUAAUAAAAUACAAGUCACCUGUACGCAUAACUGAUAAACUAGAUUUACAAAAGUAUGACCAAAAGAGUGAUGAACUUUCUAUUUUGAGAGAAUCCCGUUCCCAGUCGUCUGCGGGACCACAUUAUAAUAAUAAAACUGGUGUCCUCUCUUUAAUUCCCACUCUAGACCCGAAUGCCGCAAGAACAGUUGAGUCAGCUGAAGGAAUUUUACGCAGUAUUAUGCCACCAAGACGUUUUGUCAUCGGGAACAGUCUGUAUGUACAAGAAGUGUCGUCGUGUCCAGCUUCUCGUAUAGAUGUCAUCCAACUUAUACAACAAUUAGACCAACAGCUUGAAUUACGUGGUGCUAAAAUGACUGGUAUCUGUCCAGUUCGUAGGGAACUAUUCACACAGGUGUUUGAUGAACUCAUACGUCAACUAACAAUACACUGUGCUGAAAGAGGUUUACUUUUGCUAAGAGUACGCAAUGAGGUAGCAACGACUUUGGCUGCUUUACAGUCAAUCUAUGCUUCGGGAGUUGUAUUUGGUUUGCAAAAGUCGGUAGCACGUGAAGCCGAUCGUAAAAGGCAGAAAAGUCGAAUUAGCACCUUAGAAAAAGAAAUAGGAUCAUUAAGAAAGAAGAUACAAAAAGAAGCACUCAACUGUCGGGCACUCGAAGAGAAAGAAGCUAACAGAUUGGCUGCUGCAACUCGUAGAGCUGAAGAGGAUGCUAAUUUUCUAAGAAAAGGUCAUGAUCAACUAAAAACACAACUAGAAGAUAUUCUGAACCAAUUUAAACUUGCAUCACCUUAAAUGGUAUUAUUGUAUAACAGAUUACUGGAAAAAGAAAACUGUAGCUUCUUUCAAUAAAUUGAUAAUGUAUUAUCAUUUGCUUCGGUGAGCUUGAUGUUAAACCUCAAGAAGUCGUUGAGCUAUUUCAUUGCUACAGGAUGAUUGUAGGUUUGCAACAAUUUAAAUAUUUUCAGUCAUAAUGGUAAUAUUUAAAAUAUA